Messenger RNA from Plenodomus lingam JN3, 849 nucleotides. RefSeq lists its product as uncharacterized. The record is from RefSeq and is a predicted model, not a curated record. NCBI's taxonomy places the organism in Eukaryota, Fungi, Ascomycota, Dothideomycetes, Pleosporales, Leptosphaeriaceae.
AUGCCACGCACAAGAAUUUCUCUGGCAUUCCUAGGCGGCCGCUCAAAGCGCUGGCCGGGAUCCUCGCGCCAUAUUCGAUGGCUCGUUAUGUUCAUCGCCAUUCUCGGUGGUAUACAAACACUUACAUGUGUCUCGCUAGCCUCAUUAUGGGUUUACACCAGUGACAUUGCAGAGUGUCUUGCUACUCGCGAAGGCACAGAGAUCAUCGAAAAAUCGUACCCCGUGAUAUACGCAAAUAUCAAAAAGCCAGAAAUGGUGAUUCCAGUUCAAGCGUUCAUUAAUUUCGAUAUAUUCUACUAUAAAGUCAUUGCCAUUCCUAUUGUCCUGGGCACAUUAUUGAUGGGCCUUGUACAUUGUCACUAUUCAGUCGGAAUCAGAAACUCCCACGCCAUUCUCUUUGCAACCCUGAUUGUCGCAGGCUACGGGAUUCUCGCGUGGCAGCUGGCUAUGUUGCGCGACAGCAAUCACGCUACAACGGAGGCCUAUAAAUGGUGCUGGGCAACCGAACGAAAAAUGUGGUAUUUGGAGUGGAAGCCCGCUAGUUCAAAGCAACUUCGGACUUAUUGUACCUGGAUGUCUGGGGUAAUUGGGCUUCUAUUGAUCGCAUAUAUUGGCCUGGCUUUCAUAGCGGUGUCUCUCAAUCGCACAAACUCACGACUUGAGGCGCAAGACAUGCAUAUGGAGGAGCGGAGUCGCCAAAGCAAUAACGUUGAGAAUCAACACGAGUCAGAUGAAGCGCCACUCAUGGGAUCACAGGAAAUAGGUAUAUUGAGGUCUGCUUCAUCUGUGUCAACGGACACUCGAUCUGGGAUCACGUUUCCUGAAGCUGCAGUCCAGGCGAAUGAUUGA